CUGUAUAAAUAGUAUGGUUCUACAUUUGUGUUUCCACUUUAUAUACACAUAGGUCGACAAACAAGAAGGCAGGUAUGAGAAAAAAAAGAAUUUUGUUAUCAAUAGAGAGGAAGACAAAUAUCUCUUAUCUCGCAGAGAUUUGACCGAUGUGACUAAUGGUAGAACUUUUAUCUUUACUUUAUCAAGUGUCGUAAGUAUUUCUUUUCACCUUUAUUUGGUGAAAUAGAAAUAAGUAGAUCAACUUUCCCCUGGUUGACCAAAUUAAUAAACUAGACGAAAUUGAGACAUGAGUUAGUGUUCAUGAAUACCGUCAAUAUCAUACGAGUGAUUUGCACCAGUGGUGUACUGUUCGUGCGAAAAAGUGUCAAAUAAAAACGUUGCUCAUGAUGAAAAUUCAAGUAGUCGUAAAAUUAGCCUGUGAGAGUAGUUUAUACCCCUGCAGACGUUCGAAGUAUCCGUUAUCGGUGAGUAGACUAACUGCUGGCUGAUCCUUUUAUCUUCCAUGAUCUAGUUAAGCAUAUGAAAUUUGUUAAGCAUAAUUCACCCAAUUAAAUAUUUUGUGAGACUUACCUGUCAGUUAGUAAUUGAAAGUAAAUCCAAAGGAGACAGGAACACAUCCUAUGUAAAUAAAAAGAGAGUUAUCCAUUCACUACACUGAAUUGAGACCUCCGUGUUUAUCCAUUUAUAAUUUGAAAACACACAAUAUAGAACUGUUUUUGGCUCAGCAAAGCAAACACUCUAAAAUAUUUGGCUUAUGCUAUCCAUCUUUCUGGUAACUUAUUGUAACUUACUCGGAUUGUUGCCACCGCUUUAUUUUAAGACGUUACACGAAGAGAAAAAAUGUGUCUUCUUUUGUUUGGCAUUCAGUCAUUGGAUAUAAAGAACAACGAUCAUUUCGUAUGAAAACUUAGACGUUUGUUUUUUAUUUACCAUAUCAGAUCGAUACCGUUUUCGUGAUUAAUACUAGGGUACCUGGAUGGUGCUAUUAAACAGAACUAUUCUCAAAGGUUCAACCAAUCGUGAAUAGUGAUCCACCACUCGAAAUCUAAACAUAUACUCCAUCAGGUCUACUAAAUCUACCAGAAAUAGUCUGCUAACUUCUCUGAGACUUUUGCUGCAUAGUAGCAGAUUGAAUCAAGGAUGUGUCUGGAUUAUGAGAAAUCAAUUCCAAUUAAUUGUGAAUAGAAAAGUGACAAGCACAGUGCUUUAAAAUAAGAUCGCAUAAGUUGAUCGAAAAUGAGCAUCAUCAAUGGAUCCUAGAAUAAGAUGUAUUAAUUGGUCUUAUUUGAAGACGCAUUUUUUGUAAUAGAGUAAGAGAAAUAAUCCUCAGAAAAUGAACAAAAUUCGGCUCUCACGAUAAAAGUUUAAGCAUUUUUACCUUUUACGACUAUGUAUGAUAAAUGGAAACGUAAAUCACUCGAAUAGUUUUAUUUUUAAAUAUUUUCUAGUCGAUUGUAUAACGCCGGUGACAACCGAUGCAGAUCGCGAUUAUCUUUUGAAUAAAUGUGGAAUAAAUGAUAAACGGCCAGUCAUAACCGAACCGUUUAUUCAAUGGGUUAUUGAAGAUAAUUUUUGUAAUAAUCGUCCGUCUUUAGAAAAUUUAUCGUUAUAUAACGUAUUACUGACAGACAAUGUCGAAACUUAUGAAUGUAUGAAAAUACGUUUAUUGAAUGCAAGUCAUUCAGCGAUGUGCUCAGGUUAUCUAAUGGGUUAUCGUUAUAUUCAUCAAAUUAUUCUUGAUCAAGAUAUAGAAGAAUGUAUUGAAUAUUUGAUGAAUGAUGAAAUCACAUUCACAUUACCUCCCGUUCCUGGCAUCGACUUAAAUUUAUAUAAAACUACAUUGAUUACACGUUUUCAAAUUCAAAUAUAA
Didymodactylos carnosus is the source of this 1870-nucleotide messenger RNA. The record is from the annotation of a GenBank genome assembly. NCBI's taxonomy places the organism in Eukaryota, Metazoa, Rotifera, Eurotatoria, Philodinida, Philodinidae.